AUGUUACGGCAAAUACCCUCCCUCCAGCGCACAGCGCCACGCCUCCUCACCCUCUCUCGACCUACGGUCCUCAGCCCAUCCACCCUCUCAUCACGAUCACUCACAACUGCCACAUCCUCCGCCGAAGCCACCGCUCCCACCCCCUCACCAGCCGAAUCCCCCUCCUCACCUCUGCCAACACCUCCCCGCCAACUCAGCUACCUCGUGUCGCGGACGCCCUCCAACAACCUCUCCGUCUAUAACCUCGCCAAGUCAGGCGGCACGCAGAAGCUGACGACGGUCAAGAAGAUUGCGGGGGACGCGCGCGCGCUACGCCGCGAAAUGGUGGCCGAGCUGGGCUUCCCGAUGGAGGAGGUCAACAUCAACCCCGUGACGGGACACAUCAAUGUCAAGGGCUGGCACCAGGAGAAGAUACGAGCAUGGCUGGAGGCGCGAGGAUUCUAA
Molecule: messenger RNA, 444 nt
Organism: Phaeoacremonium minimum UCRPA7
Lineage: Eukaryota; Fungi; Ascomycota; Sordariomycetes; Togniniales; Togniniaceae
Product: putative mitochondrial large ribosomal subunit protein
Exons: 2
Coding region: 1-444 (147 amino acids)
Biological process (GO): translation
Cellular component (GO): ribosome; mitochondrial large ribosomal subunit
Molecular function (GO): structural constituent of ribosome
Source: RefSeq, a predicted model, not a curated record